AUGAAGUACCUCGCCGCUUAUUUGCUUCUUAACGCUGGUGGUAACGCCGCCCCCACUGCUGAGGACAUCAAGACUGUCCUCGCCUCUGUUGGUAUUGAGGCCGACGACGAGCGCAUCAACGCCGUCAUUUCUGAGCUCUCCGGCAAGUCUGUCGAGGACCUCAUUGCUGAGGGCUCUGAGAAGCUUGCUUCUGUUCCUACCGGUGGUGCCGUUGCUGCUGGUGGUGCUGCCGCUGCUGGUGGCUCCGCUGCCGCUGCCGCUGAGGAGGAGGCCCCCGCUGAGGAGGAGGAGUCCGAUGGCGACAUGGGCAUGGGUCUGUUCGACUAA
This is a messenger RNA of Wickerhamiella sorbophila, 327 nucleotides long. RefSeq names its product 60S acidic ribosomal protein P2. The coding region runs from base 1 to 327 and encodes 108 amino acids. The record is from RefSeq and is a predicted model, not a curated record. The transcript has a single exon. NCBI's taxonomy places the organism in Eukaryota, Fungi, Ascomycota, Dipodascomycetes, Dipodascales, Trichomonascaceae. Gene Ontology annotation, biological process: translation; cytoplasmic translational elongation. Gene Ontology annotation, cellular component: ribosome; cytosolic large ribosomal subunit. Gene Ontology annotation, molecular function: structural constituent of ribosome.